Coccinella septempunctata (seven-spotted ladybird) is the source of this 2441-nucleotide messenger RNA. RefSeq lists its product as uncharacterized. The record is from RefSeq and is a predicted model, not a curated record. Gene Ontology annotation, cellular component: catenin complex; membrane. The coding region runs from base 85 to 2367 and encodes 760 amino acids. Gene Ontology annotation, molecular function: cadherin binding; calcium ion binding. Lineage: Eukaryota; Metazoa; Arthropoda; Insecta; Coleoptera; Coccinellidae. The transcript has 11 exons.
UCGAUUUAUUUCAGAGAGAUUAAACGGAUAACAAGCUAUCUCGAAGGUGGUUUCUGUGAGGUGUAAUGAAAAAUUGUGGAUAAAAUGCAUUUCUUAUGUGUAGCAAGUGUUCUUUUAUUGAUUCAUGCUAAUCAAGCUCUAGAUGACAAUCUUGAUGGAAACUGCUACGUCGAAAAUAUAACUGAUAAUGAUUGGAACACUAGUUUGGACUUGCCCGAUCCUAUCAAAGACAACGAUACGCACAAAGUAAUUUUUAGUGAAACCUAUAAAAACAUAGAAAGACAUGGACCAUGUUACAACUACUUCUGUAUCAAACUGGAUAAGGAGAAAAAAUUGUUCACAAUUACUCCGUCAUCUAAUUUUUCACAAAUAGACCGCACAAACCAUGUAGUGAAUGGUAAUAGUGUUAGAAUAGUUUCAACAAUUGGUGUGACUUGCGCUGAUGGGAAAGAAAGAACCCUGACAUUUGCCAUAACUGUAAUUGAUAUAAACGAUUAUGACCCGGUAUUCCUAAAGAAUAGUUAUACUUAUACUAUGCCAAUGCCGAUGUCACCAAAGAACAGCAUCACAAACUUCGGGGAUGAAAUAAUAGUACAAGAUUUCGAUUUUUCCAAUCAGAAUAUAAUUUUCACUUCGGAUUUCGGAAGCGAACUCACGUAUGAAACGUCAUAUGUGCAGAAUUAUUCCUACAAAUUGCAAUUAGAGUUCAAUGGAGUGGAAAAGCUAACAGCAGAUCGGACCUUUCAACUUACAGCAACAGAUACCGGGGAUCCCCCUCGGCACAGUACUGUUCCGGUCACAUUCAAAAUUGACGAAAAGUUGAGUGAACCUCCUUCUUUUACUCAGCCCUCGUAUUUUUACGAUUAUAUUCUGGAGAAUACAACCCUAGUGGCAAGAAAUGGACAAAGCACCAAGUUGGCAGGCUCCAGAAGUGGACUACAAUGUGAUAUUCCAGAAGAUGCAUACUCUUCCUUUUUCAAUAUCGCUUUGAAUGGGGAAGAAGUGGAUCUAACCAUAAAAACACCCUUCAGCAAGGAAAUAAUAGCAGAAGGAAUUGUCCGAAUAACUGUAGAAUGCUAUGUUUCGAAAGAUGUAGGGGUCAGUGAAGCCGAUGUCAUUAUAAUAUUUCCCAAGAGUACCACUGAAGAAGUGAAAUUUUUGACAAAAAAAUAUACGGCUCACUAUGAAAUUAAUGGUGCCAAUCAUGAGAUAAAGAUGACAGAUACUAUUGAACUGACUGAGUCGGAUGCUGAUGUCGAUAUAAAAAUAGAGAAUGAACUAGAUGAAUACUUCGAAAUGGAAGUUAUUAGUGGUGGUUGGACCUUGGCAAAGAAAAAUAAUUUAGAUGAGAAAAUGUUGAAGAAUACAGAAAUCAACAUUAUCAUAACAUUAUCGAAGAAAGCUGAUGGUUCAUUUCUCGAUGAUGCUUUUAUAACAUUGUUUUUGCCGAAUGGAGAGGAAGGUGUUGACUUUACCCAAUCCUUCUUCACUGGAAAUUAUACAUUUGAUGAUGACGCUAAAGGCGCCAUGCCAACUAUCACUAUACCACUGAAUAAUAAAGAUUUUGACUUCGUUGAUUGUAAACUAGAAGACAGCGAAUAUAGUGAAUAUUUCAAUGCAAUUUGCGAUGAGUCAGGUAAUGUAGAAUUGAAUUUAGUCAAAAGCAUACCUAAGGAUCUGUUACAAAGGGAAACAGUUCCUCUCUCUUUGUAUGUGGAUUUGAAAUUAGGUGAAAUUCAGAGAAGAAUAAAGACUGCAAUUUUCUUGACUUUAUCAUAUGAAGGAAGCGAUCCAACUUCGUCAACCACAGACAAAUCAACAACGACAACGCCCACUGGAUCAACAACUGAAACCACACCAAAAACCGAUACAGACGACUGCAGUCACACAGGAUGGAUCAUAACCACAAUUGUGCUCCUCAUCAUUCUUAUUGCCUAUGUAAUCCUCACUGUUAUCUAUUAUUUUAAGAGGAUGAGGAACAGAACUGAAACUGACUUUUCAGAAGACUUUUCAGAACCCGUUAGAAGAAAAACCGUACAGAUGGUUGAACAACGUCCGUCUAAAAGGACAUCUGGAAAAUUCAAGGACGUUUCAACCAGAAGACCAACUGGUUUCAUCAGGUAUAAUCCCGACCAAGACAGGAAUUCUGUAGAUUCAGACUAUGGGGAUGCCCAAAAAGAGGUGAAUAACAACACUCAUGCGAACAGAUUCUUGGACCAACCAGAAGAGACGUCCAGAAAAAAUUCUGAUGUUGAUGACAGUGAUAAGAGAAGUAUAGGAUUCGCAAUACCUCCACCAAUGCCAGAACCCCUCACUCUAAACGAUGAACUGAAGAGGGCUGUUGAAGAAAGGGGAAACAGAUAUUGAUAUUGGCAUUUCGUCCUGUGAUUUUACUUUAGCUGAAUAAAAUAUUGUGAGCUUAUUAUAAGUAUAUGGAAUAA